Messenger RNA from Hydra vulgaris (swiftwater hydra), 844 nucleotides. The record is from RefSeq and is a predicted model, not a curated record. NCBI's taxonomy places the organism in Eukaryota, Metazoa, Cnidaria, Hydrozoa, Anthoathecata, Hydridae.
ACAAAAAUUAAGCUUAGUUACACUUUUUUGUUAUUAUUCUUUUUUUGUUCUUUAUAGUUAUAAUAAUAAUAAAUAUUAAAAAAAGAGUCAAGCUAUGUUACAAAGAAAAUCUGGCCACUCAAAAGCAUUUUCUAAACGGACAUUCAAAGUUGCAACAUGCCCUGAAUGUGACAAAAAGACUAUGAGUCGAACAUUUAACGUCUUGAGAAAGCUAGGCUUGUCUAUACCAUUAUUGUUACAAUGUUCAAGUUGUUGUUGGUGUGCAACUUUUCAUUCAAGUAAAGUAAAUGUAAAUUCAAGUAUAAAUGCAAAAGCAGUCGUGGUAGACCUGUUUGAGGUUUAUGUACGUUUUGUUAUUGCUAUGAGGGAAAUUGGAAAAAGUUAUACCAGUUUAGUGGAUGAAAAAAGUAAUCGGAACAGUGCUUUUCCAUUGCUCUUAAGCAAAAGAUAUUAUAAGAAUAUAGAUGGUAUCAAAUGUGCCCACGUACUCCUGAUACUUGCUGUAAAUAUCAGGCUGACAAAAUAAAUGGCAUAGCAACAUACAAACAUAAGGGAGGAAUUACAAAUUGUUGUCCUUGAAGAAAUAAAACCUGUUCUUUUAGGUUUGAGUUAUGACAAUUUAUUAAAAAAAUAUCUUUAUGGCAAAACUCAAAAUAACUAACAAAUAAAUGAGUCACUAAAUGGAAUGAUUUGGAAAGGGUUUCAAAAAGAUAUCUACGUUUGUAAAACCACUGUUGAGCUUGGUGUAGCUUCUGCAGUUAUAAAUUUUAAUGAUAGUUCAAAUGGAACUCUAAAGGUUUUAAAGGGCAUAGAUAUUCUAGGAUUUUAUGCAAAUCAGUUCUGU